This is a messenger RNA of Thamnophis elegans (Western terrestrial garter snake), 1134 nucleotides long. Its product is annotated as arylacetamide deacetylase-like 3. Gene Ontology annotation, molecular function: carboxylic ester hydrolase activity. Gene Ontology annotation, cellular component: membrane. NCBI's taxonomy places the organism in Eukaryota, Metazoa, Chordata, Lepidosauria, Squamata, Natricidae. The transcript is spliced from 4 exons. The record is from RefSeq and is a predicted model, not a curated record. Bases 1 to 1134 code for a protein of 377 amino acids.
AUGCAUAUCCCUCCGGGAAUCGACCAGGGGACAAAACUGCGCUUUAUCUUUUUGAUCGUGAAAAGUUUUGCUGGACUGGCCUUACUUCUGGAUAAACUGGGCAUCUGCCCUGAAUAUGUGAUGUUUAGGCUUCUUAUGAAAGGAACGCCCGCAGGGAGGCCGUCUGACUUGAUCAUCAAGGAUAUGCUUUUUGAUGGAGUGUCAGUAAGGGUUUAUUGGCCCAAAACACCAAGUCCUGAGAAGAGGCGAGCAGUUGUCUGGAUCUACGGAGGGAUAGGCAUGUUUGGGAAUGUCGAAAGCCAUGAAAAGCUGUCCCAUUUCCUUGUCCGGAAAAGUGACACUGUGGUCGUAUGCGUCAGAUAUCCCUUGGCACCAGAGCACCCCUAUCCAGCUCAACAACGCAGCUGCUACACGGCCGUAGCGCACUUUUUGAAGAAUGCGCAGGACUACGGGGUGGACCCUAAGCGGAUUGUGUUAGCCGGCGACAGCAGCGGAGGCACAAUUGCUGCCAGCAUUGCUCAGCAACUUGUGACAACGAAGGACCUGCCGCAGCUCCGGGGACACAUCCUACUCUACCCUUUCCUCCAAUGUCUGGAUUUUAAUUUACCUUCUUACCAGCAAAAUCGCUCCGUUCCCCUCUUAACCAAGGAACUAGCCAUUCGGCAUGGCACAGUUUAUAUCUCAGGAAGGAGGGACAGAGCCAAUGAGAUUAUGGCCAAUGCCCACGUUCCCCAGGAAUUCAUGAGAAAGUAUCAGAACUGGAUCAAUGUAGAACUCAUUCCGGAAGAAUUUAAAAGCCGGGGUUACGUGCCAUUUGUACCUGGUCGGGUUUCAGAAGAACUUUUCACAAAAUGCCAAAUGAUUUUCGAACCCACAUUUUCCCCACUCUUGGCGGAAGAUGCCAUCAUCCAGAAAUUUCCAGAGACUUUCCUUUUAACCUGCGAAUACGACAUUUUCCGAGACGAUGGCUUGCUCUACAAGAAGAGGCUGGAAGACAACGGUGUGCCUGUCACCUGGGUUCAUCUCAAGGAGGGAUUCCACGGGAUCAGCAUGAUGAUAGGUAUGGGGCUACUGGAGUUCCCAGGUACGAGGAAGAGUCUCAACAGCGUGAUCCAGUUUCUACAACGGUUCUAG